Molecule: messenger RNA, 1543 nt
Organism: Phytophthora infestans T30-4
Lineage: Eukaryota; Oomycota; Peronosporomycetes; Peronosporales; Peronosporaceae
Exons: 2
Coding region: 11-1543 (510 amino acids)
Cellular component (GO): catalytic step 2 spliceosome
Source: RefSeq, a predicted model, not a curated record
GCGCCGAGCGAUGGCAGAUCGGGCGGAAUCGGCGGACGAGCGGGCGCUACGUCGUGAGCUACAGGAGCUUACUAAAAAGCGAGAGGCACUCGAUAACUCCAAACGUCGUAGAAGUGGGACAUCAAAAGGUGUAGCAGGUCGACGUAGUGUGUUUGCGCGCCUUGGUGACGAGACCGCACGUUCAGGAGGUGCAGGCCGACACGCUGUGCAGCUUAAGGAAAACAACAGUCGGGGCGAUGCCUCGCGAAGACUUGGGAAGCGUGGCAGCGAGGACAAUCAGCAGAGCAGCGCUGUAAAGAGACAGAGGCUCCAUUCUGCAGUGGCCAGACCGGAGGGUGGUCAUCAUGACGAGAGAGCGGAGGAGACGAGCAGGAGUUCCACCUCAGCUGUUUCUCCCUCUACGAACAACGCACGUACACAGGAGCGGAAGCAACGUGCAGUGGCGCCGUAUGCACAGAAGGACGGUAUCGCACGUAGCAGACGCAUGUUUGGGGCGCUAAUGGGACAUCUAGGCAAGGCCAAGCGGCAGAUUGAGAAGGAUACCGACUUGUUUAAGCGCCAGGACACGAAGCAGCAUGAAGCCGAGCAGAGGGAGAAGAAGCAGAGUCAGAAUCUUGAAAUCCAGGCACGCUAUGAAGCUGAGGUAGCUCGACUGGAGGCGUCAAUAGCUCGCACUGAGUUGGAUCGCAGUGAGCAGAUUACUCGCGCCAAGUUGGAGCACUUGCAGAUGCUGCGGAAAAGCGCGAGUCAGUCGAAAUUUCUGGUUACCAUCGCGUCUCCACCGAUCUAUUAUCUCCCAGCAAAACACACGAAGGAGACGAAGGAGUUGGUUGCUGCGUCCAUGGAAGCUCAUGAAGCCAAGAUGAAGGCGAGUGUACAGACCCACGAGGAGAAGCUGCGAAAGCUGGAAGCGGAGUUUGCAACGAAGCUAGAGAAGCUGCGUGAAGAGCUAGACGAUGUUCACAAGGCUGACAAGGAGAAGGCUGCGGAGAAACGAGUGAAGAAGGAGGACGCGGAGGGUGAUGAGAGCAUGGAAAAUGUCAGUAGAGAGCCCGAGGAGGACCACAAGGAGGCACAGCAAAGUGGCGAGGAGAUGUCCGACAGCUCACCGGAAGAUUCUGCUAUGGAGGAUGGAGAAAGGAGGAGUGAUGGUGGAGAGACGAAUGACACGGCUGUUGACACGAAGAGUGAUUGUAAAGAAGAAAGCGGCCCUUCUCCACGCAAUACGGUGAACGGUUCUAAUGUGGCUCAGAAAGCUUCAUCUCCCAGUCGGGAUGAGAAAACGGUAGAGCAGGUACAGGAGGAGCCACAGAGCCCGAAGCAGAAUGACGAGGCUGCCGAUGGUGCGAAGCUGGAAAUCAAUGACGUGGAGACUGAAGCGACUGUGGCGCCGAAAGAGGACGCGGUCCUCGAAGUCGACAAGAUGAAGGUGACCGAGCUGCGAGCAGAGCUGAAGAAGCGCGGCCUCGGCACCAAAGGGCUCAAGGCGAAACUCGUGCAGCGACUCAAGCAGGCGAUGCGUGAAGAUGACGAAGCCAUGUAG